Messenger RNA from Trichoderma reesei QM6a, 2496 nucleotides. RefSeq lists its product as uncharacterized. The coding region runs from base 1 to 2496 and encodes 831 amino acids. The record is from RefSeq and is a predicted model, not a curated record. The transcript is spliced from 2 exons. NCBI's taxonomy places the organism in Eukaryota, Fungi, Ascomycota, Sordariomycetes, Hypocreales, Hypocreaceae.
AUGGAGGAGCCUGCCGACAUGCCUCCGGACUCGGACAAUACAUCUCCACGCCGUGGUGAAGCAGCUAGGCAGCUGGAUGGUACCGAGGCCGAGUGGAGAUAUCGUGGCCGCAACGACCCGGAACCUGUUGGCGCCCAGCCCAUGUCUGCUCCGACUGGCCUUGCUGCCCAGAAGGACGAAGGCUUCCAACGUUUUUACCGAGCAGUCGUGUCGCCUACCCAUGUCCGAGUGACUGCUGGAGGCCGCAUCGUGCCCAACACACGCGGCUCUCCCUCGCCCACCACCAGGUGGCCCAAAGACAAACCCGCGGGGGAAGCAGCCGAAAACAACGCCAACCGCCCACCAAACCGGGAGGCUCUCCAGCAAGGCCAGUUUGCUAUGCCACAGCCCAUCGGCUUCUUUCCGCAUCACGCUAUGAUUCCAGGCUUUGCACCGGGAAUGAUUCCUGCCAUGCAUGGAAUGCCUGGUAUGCCUGGAAUGCCUGGUAUGCAUGCGAUGCCCCCGAUGCCUGCUAUGGCGAGCGUGCCAGCAGCAGCUGCACCGUAUCCAUUCAUGUGGCCGAUGGGCUUCAACAUGGGAGCACCCAUGGGAAUGGCUCCUGCUCCUCAUAUGAUGGGUCAUGUCCCAGGUCUGGUGGCAAUGCAGCCUCCGAACCAAAACCCAGCGGCGAACGACAAGCAAAGUGAGGCGGCUGCAUCAGAGAAUGCCACCCCCACUCGGGCUUCCGCUGCUGAGAAUGGUGAUGCUGCUCGGCCUGUCGUCCACAAUGCACAGUGGAUGGUCCCGCCUGGCGCCCUUCAUCACUUUGCUAUGGGACCUCAUCCUGGAUUCUUAGGUCCCCCAAUGAUGUCGCCUAUGGCUGCUGGGCACAGAUUCGUUCCCAACCAUGUCAUGGCUCCUGUGGCUCAGAGCAACGGACAGACGCCGCAGAUGCCACAGCACCAAGCAAUCGCCAUGCCGCAUCCUAUGGCAUUCCCUAUGGUGCCAGGUCUUGCCCCAGCUCCUGGACAGCACCACUCCUCUAUCCGAGCCAGCCAGAUCACCAAGAAGCAGCUCUCGGUUCUUCGUGCUUCCCUCAGAUGGGCUGAGGAUCAGCUUCAGUACAACAAGCAUCAGAUUGAUGAACGAACCAUGGAGCUUCAUGCACAGUCGUUGCGCAAUUCGAUUGAGCACUUCGAAAAGGUCGAGGCCGAACAAGUGGCCAAUGAACAAAGAAACCUCCCGAAAGAUCAAGCCAAGGAAGGCACGAGUGAGUCGGUAUCUGCAGAUGAAGAACGAUCAAAGUCCCCCCCACCCAGCAGCGCAAAGCCAGAGAACAGCGUCGAAAGUGCUUCUAGCCUGCCGGAAGAGUCCUUCAAUGUGCGGGCUGACAAGCAGAAAUCGGAUCAUCAGCACAGCACUUUGAACUCCACUCACGAGAACAAGGCAGUUCAGCUCACCUCGACCAUUCAGACGCUGAGCAUCUCUGAGACCACUGGCGCCAACAAGAGAUCAUCUACCUUGCCUGUCACCGCAGCACUUGCACCCCCAUUCCAGCCUCGUGCUGUAGGCGGUCACGCUAUUCGCGACGGGCUGGCUUUCUCUGUAGCAUCCGCUCAUGAACAGAACGCAACUGGCAAGCCCUAUCUUGUUGGACAGCUUCGCGCCGGCUUGACCGCUGAGAAGGCUCGGUCUAGUGGUUACAUUUAUCCUCGAGAACUGACCGACGAGGAGCGCCGAGCUCGACACUUGUAUUGGGGUAACUCUCCUCACGAGCUUCCGAAGGGUCUGCCCAGAUUUGAUGGCAAGGACUUUUAUCCGCCUUCUCCGGCCACCAGCCCCAAGGAUGAGUCGAAACACCAUGAUGAGCCCGACUUCCUGGCCCUCAAGGCACCCGCAAAUGACAUUGGUGGCAAGAAUGCCAACACUGGCGUCGACUCCUUCCAGUCAUCUCGACGUCAGCACCAGUACAGGCGAGGUGGUGUGGGCAUUUCGGUCGAGUCGGAUCCAUCUCAGCAAUCUGGCGCGUCCAGCAAUGGCGUUGACGCUUUGGCCGUUCACGUUACCCUUCAGGAUACCGGAAAGAGUGGCAUCGACAAGAACCGUCACUCAAUCGCUACAGCGGCCAUUCCCAAUGCUCCAUCUGAGAGUGACAGCCCGGACGAAAACGACGACAAGAGUAUUGUAUUCAAAGGUCGCAACUCUUUGCGCCAGACUCGACAGAGACCUCGCAGCGGAAUCUGGCACGACAUGAUGAAGCGCGGCACGUCCAGCAGCAACGCGGUUCCUGGAAUGAUUUCGUCUACGACAGCUCAGGGCGUUCUGCCUCACUACAGCGGCCACGCGACUGCGUCUCUCGCACCCACUGCGACCAACAUCAGCUCUUCUCCUCGAGAGCAGGCAAGCAAGUCGGGCACGCCCAAUGACAAUGGCUCGGCUGGCCCCGUGGCAGAGCGACAGAUUGAAAACCGACCUCCAGGCGUUCAAGGCUCGAAGAGGCGGCCCCAGGUCCUCUAG